This is a messenger RNA of Penicillium angulare, 999 nucleotides long. RefSeq lists its product as uncharacterized. The transcript is spliced from 3 exons. Gene Ontology annotation, molecular function: serine-type peptidase activity. Gene Ontology annotation, biological process: proteolysis. Bases 1 to 999 code for a protein of 332 amino acids. Lineage: Eukaryota; Fungi; Ascomycota; Eurotiomycetes; Eurotiales; Aspergillaceae. The record is from RefSeq and is a predicted model, not a curated record.
AUGUCGCUCGAUAAUCCACUCACACUGCUCUAUAAGGAGAUUGACGGGAGCAAGAUCACAACCGAUGUCUAUCUCCCACCGAGCGAUUCAAAGUCUCCACAAAAAUACCCCGUAGUGAUCGAUAUCCAUGGUGGCGCUUUCAUGCUCGGCCAUUCCCGAAUGGUCUCUAUGCCCCAGAUCAAAGAUUGCCUUGAACGUGGCUGGAUCGUUAUCGUUCCCAACCACCGACUUUGUCCGGGCGUGGAUCUCCUUGAAGGUCCAAUGCGAGACAUCCGCGAUCUUCUCGCCUGGGUAUACGACGGUCACCUCGACAUUUACUUAGCAGAAAGGGGAUUCCACCGAGCUGACUUGGAUAAUGUUGCCGUCUUUGGAACAUCAUCAGGCGGAAAUCUGGCUCUUAGUCUUGGUUUCGACGUGCCCAGACCCGCGAAGGCAAUUUUCUCCCUUUAUGGCGCCGUUAAUUUCGCAGAUCCUGCAUGGAAAGCUCCCCUCCCUCAUGUCGCUGCUAUACUUCCUAAUUUGGAUGAGUCAUUUCUCAAGAAGAUCUACGAGGAGGUGCCAAUACCGACAGAUAGCUCUGUUUCUCUAGAAGGACAGACUGAAACGGGGGCUUCGAAAGGACCCGAUUUCUCUCGGCCACGCGAUGCGUUUGCUUUCACGCAAAUUGCAACGGGAAAUGUAAUUUCGGCUAUCUAUCCCUCUGGAGAACCUCAUGGCUCAGACCCGGGUUACGAAAAGGUUGAUCCGGUGAAGAACAUUUCAUCGGAUUUCCCGCCGACGUAUAUUGUUCAUGGAUUGGCUGAUACGAUGGUUCCUAUUGAGAUGAGUCGGGCACUCUUCCAGCAGUUGAAAGAUAAGGGGGUCCCGUCUGGAAUGACUGAGGUCCCUGGGGAGGAACAUACUUUUGCAAUGAAGAUGGAAGUUGGGUCGAAGACUUGGUGGUUACAGCGGGAGGGAUUUGAUUUCUUAGAAAAGUAUAUUGGAAGAGGACCGGUGUGA